CAAUUGCGUAGGGGUGAAAGGUCGACGGAGAACUGCGAAGGCAAGAUCUGAGUCUUGAAGGGAGCUUUCUCACCGUCACUUGCCGCAUCAGGCUACAGGACUGAGUGAGGUAUAAACAGCAUUCCUUGAGACUGUAAUAAUAUGGCUGUCAGGAUUAUUUUGAGUGGAGCAAGUUCAGUUGGUAAAACCACUGUAGCCAAUGACUGGUGCUAUAAACAUAAACAUUUUGUACACAUUGAAGAGGUUGCUCGAGAUGUUAUGCGUGAGCGCUGCAUUACACGUGAUGAUCUGGAAGCAUCACUUUUAUCAGAAGAGAAGCAUGUUUUUCUUGAAUUACAAGGUGCCAUUUUAAAAGAGCAAAAUAAGCGUGAGUUAGGUGUUCCAAAGACUCAAUCAUUUAUCUCUGAUAGGGGACCAGACCCCCUCAUAUUUACUAAUCAGUAUGUUAGCAGUGAUGCAGCUGAUAGUCUAGCUAAAACACCAGCAGCUCUGGCUUGUCUGGAGAGAUACCGCAGCUCACUGAUGUUUGUACUAUGUCCUCUCGAGAAACCGACGGAUGAUGGCUUUCGUCUUCUCCCCACCACUGAGGAGCAACACAAGUUUACUAGUCUUCUGCGUAAGUUUCUUGAUAGGUACCGUGUACCUCAUAUCUACAUCAGUGAAACUGACCACCAUCGUAGGAUGGCUUUAAUUACAAACGCAGUGAAUGGGGAAUUCCAAAUUCAACUGGAUUUGACGGGAAAAUGCUACCCUCUCAUUGUACCGUUCACACUAUGUGAGCCGCCAUCUCAUCAGAUGGUUUCUCUCCGUGAAUUACGAUUCUCAACAGACCAAGUACAGUGUUCGUUGAAAAGGUUCUCA
Molecule: messenger RNA, 861 nt
Organism: Geodia barretti
Lineage: Eukaryota; Metazoa; Porifera; Demospongiae; Tetractinellida; Geodiidae
Source: the annotation of a GenBank genome assembly